Molecule: messenger RNA, 1333 nt
Organism: Tribolium castaneum (red flour beetle)
Lineage: Eukaryota; Metazoa; Arthropoda; Insecta; Coleoptera; Tenebrionidae
Exons: 5
Coding region: 306-800 (164 amino acids)
Cellular component (GO): membrane
Source: RefSeq, a predicted model, not a curated record
AUUGAUAAGUGUUAACACUAUCUUUGUGUGAAAACGCGCAAAUAUUGAUCCGUGCCCGGUGAGUAAUAGUGGACGCGCCUAACGUACGAUCGUGGAUUUAAUUAUUUAUUUGUAUGAAUUGUUAAUUGGUUUAUCGGUUGGCCGGGACGGCGCUAAUUAACGCAGUGGGACUUUUAUUAGUCGUAAAACGGUUUCAAAAUAUUCGAUUUAUUUGUCAGCGAGCGCAAAUAAACAAACUUGCCGAUAACCUAUUUAUCGCAGGAAUAACCAGUCUUAUAAAUAACUCUUGAGAGGGACUAGCGAAAAUGUCGCACACGGUCACGGUUACAAGGACCACAACCACCACAACGACCUCCGCAAUCAUCAUAAAUACGGGAUAUUUGAAAACAUGGCCUGGAAUUUUGAAACUAUUGCAAAUGCUCCUGGGGAUCGUGGUCGUGGGCCUGGUCAGCUUCUACUACCCCGACUACCUGCACGUGAGCCAGGCCCCCAAGACCUUCUUCCUGCUGAUGGCGGUCACGUUCCUGGUCGGGACAUUCCUGCUGCUGCUCUCGUGCCUGAUCUCCAUUUCGACGGCGUCGAUCAUUUCCAAGACCAUCUAUGAAGUGGUUUACCACGGUUUCGCCUUUGUGCUCUAUCUCGCUGCCAGUCUGACGUUCAUCAUUGAAGUAAAUCACUGGAAAAGCAGCUACGGGCGCGACUACGAGCCGUAUUUUGCAGCUGCGAUUAUCGGGCUUGUGCUCUCGGCGUUGUAUUUGCUGAGCACGGUGUUUGCCCUGAGGAGCUACAGGGGGUUGUAAGUUGUUGAAGUUGAUUGUUUUUCAUGGUUCGUUGCACCACAUCUACGUUAGCUUUAAAUGUUUAUGUAAUUUAUUGCCAGUAUUUAGGAUUAUUUUUUGAGCCACUUAAAACGCAAGGCAAAGAGCAAUAAUUUAAUAGUGUAGUAUCAGUAUUUAUUUAUUGUGUGAGGGGUGUCUUACAUUUCUAGGACGAACCCUUGAAGUCACUUGCUACUAGGAUUAGAGACUAACGUUUGUAAACAAUAGUUGUAAGGAUAUUGUAUACAGAGCUCUCUACUAAGCAUUUCUUGUCAGAUGUAACAGGAGUAGGAAAUAUUCAUCUGACAAGGUUGUAAGCUGCCAUUGAUGUCUAUUAAUGUGCCUAAAAUUGUAUGCCUUAGCACUUUUGUAAUAGGUUUAUUGUGAACGUUUAUACAUAUUUUAUGGAGAUAUUUAGAAUUUUAUAAGUGUUGAAUGUACUGGAGUUCUAUUUAAUUUUUGUAUAGGAUAUUUGUGAUUGUACAACUAUUUAAAAAUAAAAUUAUAUAAAGGAU